Topomyia yanbarensis is the source of this 3735-nucleotide messenger RNA. It is a transcript of the gene PIG-O, whose product is annotated as GPI ethanolamine phosphate transferase 3. Lineage: Eukaryota; Metazoa; Arthropoda; Insecta; Diptera; Culicidae. Gene Ontology annotation, biological process: GPI anchor biosynthetic process. The coding region runs from base 185 to 3511 and encodes 1108 amino acids. The record is from RefSeq and is a predicted model, not a curated record. Gene Ontology annotation, molecular function: mannose-ethanolamine phosphotransferase activity. Gene Ontology annotation, cellular component: endoplasmic reticulum membrane. The transcript has 4 exons.
GAAAACCGAUAAAACAGACUGGAAUUGUCGCACAAAUAAAGAUAUUUUUAUCGGUGAAGCGGCAGGCAAAAUUGCCUAAUAUUUUAAUCUAAAUUAGCGCUUCACUAAUGUGUGAUAAGCGUGAUCAGUGAAGAGUGGAGUUGGAAUAUUCCGUCAAAAAUCGUUCGGUGAGAAAGCAAUAGAAAUGGGACAGUCGUGGAAUUUCGUCUUUGUGCUGGUUUGGCUCUCGGCAAUUCUAGGUGCUGGAAUUCAUCUAUUCUCCAAAGGAUUUUUAUUGACAAGGAUCGCGCAGACGGAUUACAGCACCUGCAUUCGUUACGAAAAAUACAUGUGCCCAUCGGAAACCGACUCGAGCGCAUCUUGCAACAGUACACAAAAAGUCCUGUCCAUUCUGAGAGACGUGGACCGUUCAUCCAACAUAUGUCUACCGCGGAAAAGUAAAGUUAUUCUUUUAGUCAUAGAUGCAUUGCGCUAUGACUUCGGAACGUUCAAUGCAAGUCUGGAACAACCGCUGCCGUUCCAAAAUAAUCUUCCGGUGAUGACGGAAUUGCUGAACCGUUUUCCAGAGCGCACCAGGAAAUUGAAAUUUGUAGCCGAUCCUCCAACAACAACACUUCAGCGGCUCAAAGGGAUGACGACUGGAAGUCUGCCGACGUUUAUCGAUAUCGGGUCUAACUUUGCAUCUCCCGAAAUCAACGAAGACAACGUGGUGGAUCAAUGGGUGCGAACAAAUCGAACAGCCGUAUUUCUAGGGGACAGCACCUGGAUCGAGCUUUUUCCGGAUAGAUUCAAACGGAAAUAUGAUUUUCCGAGUUUUAACAUUCAUGAUUUAGAUACUGUUGACCGAGCAAUUGAAGACUUGCUUCCUCGGGAAAUAGCAAAAAAUGACUGGGAUGUGAUUGUGGCCCACCUGCUUGGAGUUGAUCAUUGUGGGCAUCGAUAUGGACCACUGCAUGGUGAAAUGCAAAGGAAACUGAGAGAAAUGAAUGAAGUUAUUCGGAAUGUUACAGAACAGAUGGAUGAAGAGACGACUUUGAUAGUUAUCGGUGACCACGGAAUGACUCAAACUGGUGAUCACGGUGGAGAGUCUGCUGAGGAGGUGAAUUCAUUAUUCUUCAUGUACUCGAAAGGACUCGACUUGAUGCCGGAAGAGUACGACAGUUUCAGCAAAACAAUUCAACAAAUUGACCUUGUGCCACUGCUAUCGAACUUGCUUGGUGUUCCAAUUCCCUACUCAAAUUUGGGACAAGUUAAUUUUCAACUUCUCCCAGACGUGAAAGUUGAUUCCUUUCUUCGAUACCAGGUGGCACUUCUACAUCUGUGGCAGAAUGCACGACAAAUUCAAAAUUAUUUCCAACAAUACGCAGAGGCAAACCGCGGAACUUUUACCGUUGAUCAGUUGGACGAUCUCGACAACAAGUUUCUCAUUCUAACGCAGAGAGUCAAUACUGUGUACACGGAAGCCGCUUUCCAGAGUUUAUCGAAAGACCUUCGGCUGUAUCUGAGAGAUAUUCUGAAAAGUUGUCGCGACAUCUGGGUCAAAUUCGACGCGCAGUUAAUUUCUCACGGCCUCUUAAUUACAGUACUAUGUUGCUUCGCAGUUUUCAUGCUGAUCGCUAAUUCGAACGCUCACCAGCUAGGACGAAUUUUCAACGGAACCACUAUUUAUUAUAUUGUCGUGUUAACAUUCAUGGCUGCUGCUUCGGGUUUUUUCUUCCAUCGGGAUUUCAAUCUGUCGUCAGCGGAACAUGGAACUUUAUUCUUUGCUUCUAUGGCUUCCAACAUCGUUUUGUUUUUCCUCAUCAUCAAGAACUGGAGUAAUAUUACUGAAAACAUUAGCCAGUAUCAGCAUUCGAAGAACUUUGUAACUCGGAUAUCGUUUGCCUUCACAACGUGUGUGUUUUUCUCCAACAGCUUUAUCGUGGAGGAACAAAAGGUUCUGUCCUACGUGCUGAUUGGUUUAUUUCUGCUUGCCCUGUAUAACAUUCAAAUGAAUAGCCAAUUCAAGGUCACACGAGUCCGGUGGCAGGUUUUGCGUAGAUCUAUUCUCUUGAAACUGUUUGCUUUGACUCUUUUUGGAAUCUUACUGUUGAGGAUAUCGAGCAACUACUUUCGUUGUCGCGAGGAACAAGGUAACUGUACGGAUUAUAUCAUGACAGCACUAACACCGGACGUACGAAGGAAAGCGGGACCACAAUUUGACAUCGUUCCUGUGAUCGCUCUGGCACUAUACAUAAUCUGUGCCCGAUUAUAUCUGAGAGCUUGUGGUAAUUUAACCGGCAAUGCUGUUAACGUUCUACUCGCCAGAUACGGUCCAACGGUAGGAACGGUAUGUGCUUGUGGUCACUUUGUUCUGGCCAAAAGUAACACGAAAGGGAUUCCACAGAUCCACAUGGAUGCUCUCGCUUGGGUGGUUUACGUUUUGCUUCUGAUACAGAUCGUGACUAUUGUGAUCCAACCGCUGAUGAUUUACGUUCUUCCCAAGAAGAAAGAUAUGGUCCUCUACAGUGAUCGAAAUCCUAUUCCCGAGAUUUAUAGACAGUUAAAAGAUAACUGUAGCUCUAAAAAUCCAUCGAAUGAUGUUCCUAUCGUUUGUGGCUUGGCGACCGUCUACUCAUCCGUUUUUAUAGCUGUCGGAGUGUUUAUAACUAUUCUACUUUCCCUCCUACUCGGUUCUACCGGAACUGGCGGUCUAAUUUUAUCCCUUGUCAUCACCAUAUGCUAUGGAAUUAUAUCCUCCAUCCUACAAUACGAAAACUCCACCAGUUUGCAGACCUGCUUACAGCCAACAUUUACCACCCUUCUCUCCUGGAUUAUUCUGAUGCAAUUUGGUUUCUAUGCCACCUCCCACCAGCCGACAAUGUCCCAAAUAGACUGGAACGCUGCAUUUAUAGGCCGAACGUGGCACUACGACAACAACAAUCUUAUCUCCGCUACGUUGGUACUGCUGAACACUUUCUCAAUUACGUUUCUACUCUCUGUGGUCUUCCCGUUGAUCAUCUUCGCUCCGUUUUGCGUUUACACCAUGUGGCCUGCGCUAGCACAAAAAGUCUACAAAAAGACGACAUCUACUGGAGCACCUAAGCCGCCAGGUCCCAAGAAUGUUCGCCGAACCGAAGGUGGCAAUGUUGAGUACAGAAGCGUGACCGUUAACAAAACGGAUGAUGAUACUGGCGAUGCUGGGCCCGGAUCUGCAAGAAAAGAAACCGACUUCGAUGUGACCAAGGGUGAGAUCAAUCUAUACGAAAACGAAAAACUGUUUAUUGGAACCGUGUUCAAAACUGGCUGCCAGCUGUUACUAAUUCAGGGAAUUCGAAUAUUCUGUGCCAUGUUCGCCUGCACGCUACACUGUCGACACUUGAUGGUGUGGAAAAUUUUUGCCCCACGGUUCAUCUACGAGGGUAUCGGCAGUUAUAUUGUAUUCAUUGGCCUGAAUUUAGGCUUUCUGCUGUUAUUACGUGUACAUCGGUCGGUCAACUCAUUAAUCAGUCGAAUCAACAAGGAACGAUAAGCGGGGUCAACCUCGUGUUUUAAGGUAAGGAGGAUUAGUACCACUCUAGUCGUGUGUUCAGUAUCAUAGUCUCACGUAAGGACGUAUCAGGCAUUUAACGUAUGCUGCAUCAUCAAAGAAAAUUUUCGGCAAACAAUGGUAACAAUCGUCGUUUUCAUUUGUCCACACAAUCUGUUGAUUAGGCUAAGGAAUUGUUUAAUCAAUAAAACAAGGGUUUUAAGAAG